This is a messenger RNA of Cricetulus griseus (Chinese hamster), 256 nucleotides long. The record is from RefSeq and is a predicted model, not a curated record. Lineage: Eukaryota; Metazoa; Chordata; Mammalia; Rodentia; Cricetidae.
AUGGGAAAUCCUCCUCUGAGAAAUCCCUCCCAUAGCUUCUGCCAGAUCUGCGGCUUCAGUCAGACUAAAGAGAGCACUGAUGCCCUGAGAAACCUUUUUUCAGUCAGUCAUAGUCUCUGCUCUUCUCCAGUUGAGUUCAGCAGCUCCAGUCAGCACCUGCUCCGAGCAAGGAAGUCCUCAUCUCCUUCCCACUCUAGCCAGCCCCCUGUGUCAAGCCACAUCCAGCCUGACUUGUCUACCAGUGAACCUCAGGAGU